UGAUCAAAACAAUCAUGUUCAUAUUAUGCAUCUUCCUGAUUAACCUAGGUGCAAAAUACCUAAAUGAGUGUUCACAGCAGAACUACAUCCCAGUUUUUUUGAUUGUGGGUGGAGUGUUUGGCAUUAUCAUAUUUCUGCUCAGUUGCCUGACCUACAUUAUUGGUUUUCUCUGUCUCAUCUUGAACUGCCUGGCGAUCGCUUUUAGCAUCUGUUGGUUCAUCACUGGCAGUGUUUGGAUCUAUACCAUCUACCCACCCAACUACAACUCGACUGUGGCUGAUGUGCCCUACUGCGAUAAGACUUUAUACCAAUUUGCUUUCUGGAUAACUACGCUGGCAUAUGUUGUAUUAGCAAUAGCGUUUUUGAAAAUCUGUUGCUUGGCAAUAAUCCUGAAAAUAAAAAUGGGAAAAAGGGUAUCUACAGAAGAGACCGGAAACUGACAGUGUCAGUUGCUGAUUUAAUAUAUUUGUUUCAUGCUAGUCCACUGUACUAUACAUCUAGACAGACAUGUGGGGUAGGGAUCCUCUAGAUUUCUGGGUUUUUCAUGGGCUCUCUUUUCUUCAGAUAUAAAACAGCCACAAAGAUCCAUCCUUUUCUCAGCAUUUUCCACAUUUUGUUAGAAUUUCAGUGAUUUCCAUGUUCUAUUGGAAUUUCUCUAUUGCAUACCUUACUCGUGCUGGCUGAGAAGGGCCACGGACUAGCACAUGCCCUUCCUCCCACUUGUCAAGACAAAGAUUAUUGUCGUUGUCUUGACAUGUGUGAAGACAAACAUAAUAAUCAGCUGUCAAACUAGCCUUAUUAAUAUAAUUUUAUGUAUUGUUGAUUACGUGCCAAUCUCCCACACUGUCCAACAAGCAUAAUGUCUGUGUAGGCUGAAUUACAGUUGAGCUGUGAUAGGAGAUCCUUGAUUACAGCUGAAUGUAGUGUGUUAAUAAAAGCUUUAAAACCUGCCUUUUA
Trichomycterus rosablanca is the source of this 957-nucleotide messenger RNA. RefSeq names its product transmembrane protein 272-like. The transcript has 3 exons. NCBI's taxonomy places the organism in Eukaryota, Metazoa, Chordata, Actinopteri, Siluriformes, Trichomycteridae. The record is from RefSeq and is a predicted model, not a curated record. Bases 15 to 440 code for a protein of 141 amino acids.